AUGACUAGGCCGGACGAAUGCAGGCUCGCUCACACUGCCACCACCUCAACAUCAGGAAGUAUCUUCGUUCGUCUCUGCCAGGAUCUGUCGGAUCCUCCAAAGCACCCUGAUCUUAUGGCGAAGCAUAUUAGCUGCCUUGAUGUUGGCUUUGGAGAAGUGUCGUUCGCCAGUGGUAUCGCCAAGGACACGGGAGACAUUUGUAGGCUGGCGAUAUGGUCUAAGUGCACGCUGGACCAGCUGAACGAGCAGUAUUUUGGCGCUGAGGAUGUUUGCAUCCCAUUCUUGCAGAUUGUGUCCACCACAUGCACGUUCUAUCAAAUGAAGCGUGUCGGUACAUUGUGUGUUGCGGUGCAAGUUGGCGAGAUGGAGAUUGUCCAAGACCUUCCCGGACUGAUCUCUUUCGAGCCACACGUGUUCACCUGGCUGGCGUUGGACUUGGCUUUCACAACAUUGCUGCAGAACAUUGGCACAGCGACCAACAGCAAGAGAAUAUCUUUCCCUGGUCUCUAUUACCACGGUCUGUGCACCCCAUCGGCCAGAAAGAUGCCGAGGCACUGA
Messenger RNA from Gamsiella multidivaricata, 558 nucleotides. RefSeq lists its product as uncharacterized. Lineage: Eukaryota; Fungi; Mortierellomycota; Mortierellomycetes; Mortierellales; Mortierellaceae. Bases 1 to 558 code for a protein of 185 amino acids. The transcript is spliced from 2 exons. The record is from RefSeq and is a predicted model, not a curated record.